AUCUGGGGGAAACAAAUAUGACGGCCGGUUUUGACGUUGUCUCGUGUCUGCAGAUGAGCAACCGCACCGCAGAUAGAAUUACAAACCUCGGGUGAAUCUGGAGUGUGAUUUAUUUCUUUUUUGCCUGGAGAGAAAGACGGGGAUUUAAUCCAGGUGGCGGCGCGUAAUGGGAGAAAAGUUUCGGACCUUGCAGAGGAGACGCACCGGCAGCAUCCCGCCGACGACGUGUUUGUAAAUAACAUGUGAUUUUUUAAUUUUUUUCCCCCCGCGACUGACGAAGUUUGAGAGUGAUUUUCAAACCUCCAGCAUGACUUGAAACACCUCCGGAGGGUUAUCGGAACUUCGAGCAUCGAGCGCAGUUAACGAUCCAUGAACCGCCGACACGAUUUGUCCAAAGACGCGCAGACGGACAUUGAUGAUCUAGAGAGGAUUUCUGCAGCAGCAGCAGCAGCGGCGGCGGCGGCGCACUGAAAGCCUGAUCACAGUUAGAAAGAAAGACUCUUCUCCCCUCCCCUGGAUGUCUAUGAUGUUGUGCCAGCUCGGGCAGAGGUGUGUGAUGGAGGUGGUGGUGCUGACCAUCCUGUCCUGGGUGUCCGUGUGGGCAGAGGAGAAGAUCAUAUUUGACAGACACGCUGUUUACUGGAACAGCUCCAACCCCAAGUUUUGGCACGGAGAGUACAGGGUGGCGGUGAACAUCAACGACUAUCUAGACAUCUACUGUCCUUACUAUGAGGGUCCACCGUCCCACGGGCGCAUGGAGCGCUACAUUCUGUUCAUGGUCAACCACGAGGGCUACACCUCCUGCCAGCACAGGAUGCGCGGCUUCAAGCGCUGGGAGUGCAACCGUCCCAGCGGUCCUGACGGGCCCCUGCGCUUCUCAGAGAAGUUCCAGCUCUUCACUCCGUUCUCCCUGGGCUUCGAGUUCAGGCCUGGACACGAGUACUACUACAUCUCGUCUCCUCACCCAAACCAUGUGGGGCGGGCAUGUCUAAAGCUGAAGGUGUAUGUCAGACCUCCAGAUGGCUCGGGAUACGAUUCUCCGGAGCCCUUCCUGACUGACGGGGGUCCGAGCUGGAGGGCAGGGUCCACGGCCCCGUUAGCUGUUCUGGCCUCACUGUCCCUGGGACUCCUCUACUGGCUGUGA
This is a messenger RNA of Stegastes partitus (bicolor damselfish), 1144 nucleotides long. RefSeq names its product ephrin-A2a (gene efna2a). The transcript has 4 exons. Gene Ontology annotation, biological process: osteoclast differentiation; axon guidance; ephrin receptor signaling pathway. Gene Ontology annotation, cellular component: plasma membrane. Gene Ontology annotation, molecular function: ephrin receptor binding. Bases 518 to 1144 code for a protein of 208 amino acids. The record is from RefSeq and is a predicted model, not a curated record. NCBI's taxonomy places the organism in Eukaryota, Metazoa, Chordata, Actinopteri, Pomacentridae.